ACAGCCGCUCAGCCCCGAGCAUAGCGUCAGUAUUACCACCUCACAGAACAGCCCGCGCCGAGCCCACAGAGGACCGGUAGAGCAAUAAUACUGUGCACAAAGGGAGCCGCAUACGCCGCGAAACAUGCUCUAACUCGUUUAUAUCGACAUUGGAAGAAAGACAAUGGGGGAAAUAGGCAAAAGAAGAUAAUAAUCUUUGAAGAAAUGCUUCUGAAACAGCGGAGAUAGUCCAACAACGCAUAAGGUCCUGACCAUGCACAUUCCUCCGCAUUGCACUUAAAUCAAAUGUGCAGAUUUUCCACACUGUCCAGCGGGACGGUGGUUCAAGUCGUGGUAACCGGGUGAACAGUGCAGUCCAGAAUCCGGGAAAGCCCACCUGCCAACACGAGGGAGAGACGGAUCUGGGGUCCACUGUGCGUUUUGGUCGUUUACACGAUGCGUUUGUUUCUGCUGGCGGUGUUCCUCUCGUACUCCUGUGCGCGGGCUGGCUGCGAGCCGAAGAUAGUGAACAUCGGAGCCGUCCUGAGCCAGAAGAGGUACGAGCAAGUCUUUAAGGAUGCAGUGACCCAGGCGAACCAGAUAUACGGGAGAGAUAAAUUCAAGUUGACCGCCAUCUCCGUAACGCACAAACCCAACGCUAUCCAGAUGGCUCUCUCCGUCUGCGAGGACCUCAUCUCCAACCAGGUGUAUGCCAUCCUCGUGAGUCAUCCUCCCCAGUCCAACGACCACCUCACCCCCACGCCUGUGUCCUACACCGCAGGCUUCUACCGCAUCCCUGUUGUGGGCCUCACCACACGCAUGUCCAUCUACUCCGACAAGAGUAUCCACUUGUCUUUUCUGCGGACUGUCCCCCCGUACUCCCACCAGGCUCACGUGUGGUUCGACAUGAUGCGAGAGUUCCGAUGGAACCACAUCAUCCUGAUCGUCAGCGACGACCACGAGGGGCGGGCCGCGCAGAAAAGACUGGAGACCCUACUGGAGGAGAGGGAAACAAAGAAUAAAAAAAGGAACUAUGAAAACCUCGACCAACUGUCCUAUGACAACAAGCGAGGACCAAAGGCAGAGAAAGUCCUCCAGUUCAGCCAGGAGACUAACCUAACUGCGCUGCUUCUAGAGGCCAAAGAGCUGGAGGCUCGCGUCAUCAUCCUCUCCGCCAGUGAAGAGGACGCUGCUGCAGUUUACAAGGCUGCCCGUUUCCUCAACAUGACGGGCUCGGGUUACGUGUGGCUGGUGGGAGAGCGGGAGAUGUCGGGUAAAGCCCUGAGUGAGGCACCAGAUGGUCUCAUUGGCCUCCAGCUCAUCAACGGCAAGAACGAGUCAGCCCACAUCAAUGACGCAGUGGCCGUGGUGGCCCAGUCCAUCCAGGAGCUCUUUGAGAAGGAGAACAUUACUGAGCCGCCCAGAGGCUGCGUGGGAAACACCAACAUCUGGAAGACCGGGCCCCUCUUCAAAAGGGUUCUGAUGUCAUCAAAGUACCCAGAAGGCCUCACUGGACGAGUGGAAUUCAAUGACGAUGGCGACAGGAAGUACGCUCACUACAGCAUUCUCAACUACCAGAAGAGUCGACUCAUUCAAGUUGGGAUUUACAAUGGAACACAGGUGGUGAUGAAUAAUCAGAGGAAGAUCAUCUGGCCGGGAGGAGAGACAGAGAAACCGCGGGGCUUUCAGAUGUCCACGAGACUAAAGAUAGUGACCAUACACCAGGAGCCCUUUGUGUAUGUGAAACCCACUGAGCAGGAUGGAACCUGCAAGGAGGAAAAAACCUUAAAUGGAGUGGCAGAUAUUAAAAAGGUGAUCUGCACUGGACCAAAUGAGACCAUCCCAGGUAACACAACAGGACGUCCAAUUGUACCUCAAUGUUGUUAUGGAUUCUGUAUUGACCUACUUAUCAAGUUGGCUGGAACCAUGAACUUUACCUAUGAAGUACACCUGGUGGCUGAUGGGAAAUUUGGAACACAGGAGCGGGUGAACAACAGCAACAAGAAAGAGUGGAAUGGCAUGAUGGGAGAGCUCCUGGGGGGUCUGGCAGAUAUGAUCGUUGCCCCGCUGACGAUAAACAACGAACGAGCCCAGUACAUCGAAUUCUCCAAACCUUUUAAGUACCAAGGCCUAACCAUCCUUGUUAAAAAGGAAAUCCCUCGCAGUACACUGGACUCGUUCAUGCAGCCGUUUCAGAGCACACUGUGGCUGCUGGUGGGUCUUUCGGUGCAUGUGGUGGCGGUGAUGCUUUACCUACUAGACCGGUUCAGCCCGUUUGGGAGGUUUAAAGUAAACAGUGAAGAAGAAGAAGAAGACGCCCUCACCUUGUCGUCAGCCAUGUGGUUCUCCUGGGGAGUGUUGCUUAACUCCGGUAUUGGAGAAGGCGCGCCGCGCAGCUUCUCAGCGAGAAUCUUGGGCAUGGUGUGGGCCGGCUUUGCCAUGAUCAUAGUGGCAUCGUAUACUGCCAACCUGGCUGCCUUCCUGGUGCUGGACCGGCCUGAGGAGCGCAUCACCGGCAUCAACGACCCGAGGCUGAGGAACCCAUCAGACAAGUUCAUCUACGCCACAGUGAAGCAGAGCUCUGUGGACAUCUACUUCCGGCGGCAGGUGGAGCUUAGCACCAUGUACCGCCACAUGGAGAAGCACAACUACGAGAGUGCCGCUGAGGCUAUCCAGGCCGUGCGCGACAACAAGCUGCAUGCUUUCAUCUGGGACUCUGCGGUGCUGGAGUUUGAAGCCUCGCAGAAGUGCGACCUGGUGACCACGGGAGAGCUGUUUUUCCGUUCGGGCUUUGGCAUAGGCAUGCGCAAGGACAGCCCCUGGAAACAGAAUGUGUCCCUGGCCAUUCUCAGUUCCCAUGAGAAUGGCUUCAUGGAAGAUCUAGAUAAAACCUGGGUGAGAUACCAGGAGUGUGACUCACGGAGCAAUGCCCCAGCCACACUCACCUUUGAGAACAUGGCAGGAGUGUUCAUGCUGGUGGCUGGAGGCAUAGCAGCAGGGAUCUUCCUCAUCUUUAUUGAGAUCGCCUACAAGCGACACAAAGACGCCCGAAGGAAGCAGAUGCAGCUGGCCUUUGCGGCCGUCAACGUCUGGAGGAAGAACCUGCAGCCCUCUUCCUCUCUAGAGACUCAGGAUGAUAGGAAAAGUGGUAGAGCAGAGCCCCCCGACCCCAAAAAGAAAGCCUCUUUUAGGUCCAUCAGUACCUCCCUGGCCUCCAGCAUCAAGAGACGUAGGUCAUCCAAAGACACGCAGUACCCACCCACCGACCUCACGGGCCAGCUCAACCUGUCCGACCCGUCUGUCAGCACGGUGGUGUGAGAGGGACAGAAGGAGAGAGAAACAUUCACUCCUUGGAGAGAGAGAGAGAGAGAGAGAGAGAGAGAGAGAGAGAGAGAGAGAGAGAGAGAGAGAGAGAGAGGGUGGGUGGACAAAGAGAGGCUUCCCCCAGCUCGCUGCAUUAUUGGAUCCAUCACUGCUGAAGCUUUUUGUCCCAUUGGCUUUACAAUGGAGCCAUGGAGAUAACCCUACAUUGAAGAAAGGACUGAUCUGAUCGUGGCACUUGUUACAGCUGGAUCUAGCCUGGCAUUAGUCAGCUCUUAGGGUUCUGAGCUUACUUACACAUACCUUGUUUUUUUUCUGUUUUCUCUAAUCACGCUCAAUUUAUGCUUAAAAACAGUCCUAUCUUUGUCUAAUUUUACUUACUGCAGUGCAGACAUUGUGGUGUUGGAUACAACUACUAUUUAAUAUAUCUACAUGGUCAAUGUUGCUGUUUGAAAAGUCCUGUUUAGUUAUAUGACUUAAGUAGAAAAACAAGUGGACUUAAGCACUGUACAUAUCAUUUAACUGACGAGAACUGACUGUAACACACAUUACUAUUUCACAGUAUGAAAGGUACACUGCUUAAAUAUCAACGUUUAAGAAAUACCUGUCUUUUAACUCCACAUAUUUAAAUAAUAUGUGUCUUUGAUAAGUUGGACAUGUUUUAAUAGUGAGAACAUAAACCUCUGUGCCAAUAUAAUAUUUUGAAGCAACGAUACUAGAGAUGGAAGCAUGCAUGCAUUGUAAAUGCAUACCCACUGGGCACAGACAUCAGUUCAACGUCUAGUUUGAACUUACAUUUUGUUGAGUUUUCAACUCAUGUAAAUUUAACGUAAAAUCUACAAAACAUUUCACCAUGUCAUUGGAUAUAGAUAAACAUUUGGGUGGAAAUAAACAGUGCCCUUACGUUGAUGACUUUUUUACAAGUCCAAUCAGUUUUCCACAUUGAUUCAACGUCAUCGCAUAGAUUUUUGGCAUUGAAAUGACAUGGAAAUAACGUUGAUCCAACCAGUUUUUUCCUAAUGGGUAGAUGCAAAUGAGUAUUUAUUUAAUGAAUGAUGUGUCCCCAUGGUGUUAAUACUUAUACUGCUAUUCUAAUCACGUACGUUCUCUGAGAUACAAAAAUUGUGAUCUUUGUUUAGAUUUGAUUCUUUGCCCCUAAAUAAUGGAUUGAAUAACUGUCCAGCCAGUAUUAUCCUUUGGUGCCCCUUGGAAACGUUCUGCCUUUGACGUAAUGUUCACAUUUACCUGUAUUUGGUCCAAUGAGGUCUUUACACCUUUGGUAUUGAGAAAGUGGCACUACUAUAUUCUUAUUUGAAGGGGAUUUUCAGUCACUAAUCCAGGUCGAAACUAUAGGAAAUAUGUUAUUUGUUAUCACUCUCUGAAAGUACACUAUCAAUGUUUCUUAAUCCUGGUCAUUGGGACCCAAAUGGGUGCACUUUUUUAUUUUUGCCCUAGCACUACACACCUGAUUCUAAUAAUCAAAGGUUUGAUAAUUAGUUGAUUAGUAGAAUCAGGGUAAUGCUAGGGCAAAUUCUAAAAUGCCCACCCAUUGGUUGUAUUCCCCUGCUCAGAUGUUGCUGACACAUGCGAGAUCUUACACAGCCUGGAUAGGUAUUUGACAUAUUAGCUUAUCACAUCAUAUGUAAUAGCAAUCUGGUACCAGACUCCACAGUCGAUGACAUUGACACGCAACCAUUGGUUGAUGCAUGCAAUGUCUGGGAAGGGGAACAUGACCUUUGUUAUCGGCAAUAUAUUUGGGAACACCCUCUCCCUUGCUUUCAUUAGUCUUUCUCAUCUCCAGUUUCAAGGGGUUGCAUCAAAGAGCCAGGUUUUUCACCCAACCAGCACUUGGUAUUUCAUGCAAAAACCUCCUACCUGUGCACAACAGUCUAUCUUCCAUUUGCACUUUGGUAUGUCUUACAUGGAAGGAACCAGAGUGAAUUGAUAAUUCAGCUUAACUUGCAGUCUUUCCCAGGCUCUGGAGUUGAGAAACAACUGUGGCAUGUUGAAAGAAAGACUAUUGCACAGUUCUGGCAUGGCACUGCACAGCACUUUAAAGGGAUACUUCAGGAUUUUGGUAAGGAGGCCCUUUAUAUACUUCACCAGAGUUAUCUACUUUACCAAGUCAUGGAUACCAUUUUUAUGUCUCUAGUAUGAAGCAAGUUAGAGGUAGUUUCACAAGUCAAUGCUAACUAGCGUGCUAGAAGAUACCCAUAGACUUCCAGUCAUUGCACUAACACUAGUUAGCAAUUGCGCUACCGGUAGUUAGCAACUUCAUUCAAAUUGCACGCAGUGACAUACACAUUUUAUCUACGAGUUCAUCUGACUGGGGAAGUAGAUAAAGGGCCUCAUUGCCAAAAUCCCAAAUUAUCCCGUUAACCUGAGGGCUUCCCCAUACUGUUCCCAUCAACAAGGCUGAUUGAGAUAUUAUUAUGCCUUCAGCAGGCAAGUACAUAAAAAUGUAUACGAAUAGUAGUAGAAAAAGGCUCACAACAGAGAUUAUGGUCUAAUUGUUAUAAUAUGAGUAUCUCAUACAACACACAUUUCUUUAUUUGUUUGGUGGCCAAGUUUUUUAUGAAACAUGUAGAUUGUAGUACUUCGCUGGAGAAAAAACACAUAUUUGUCUAUUUAAAGCGCUAAAACAGCAUUUAGUUUCUGAAUGUGAAAUUUGAUCAUUUAAAAAGUUACUUCUGGUCAUGUUCUCAUUCUGGCCUAUGCAUGCUUAUGUGUGUUUAGCAGUAUUCUUGUUUGGUUCUUGAAUGCCUACUGAUUAUUGGCCAUGCAGAUCUUGUUUCGUUUUCUGAAACGCAUACUAUGAAUGCAAUGUAAAUAGAAUAUUGCACUUGUCGUAAUACUGCUGAAGAGAAUGUCAUUUUCACACACACACACACACACACAAUCACCCUCAAUGACACACACAAUCACCCUCAAUGACACAUACACAUGCACUGUACACAUUUUUAAGUUUUAUCUCCUCAAUUAUAAAGAUGAUAUAGAAAAUGAUUUUCAAUCAAAUAAUAUUGUUUGUAUAGAUGCACUUGUAAAUAAAAAUGUACCUAUUGCCAAAUGUAAUUAUAGAUGCUUUCAUUUAUGCACAUAUACAACGUAGCCUACACACAUUGCAAUCUAGCUUGGGACACAACAUCUGAAGUCUGUAUUGGUUGGACUCCCUGAGUUUGUCACGCCUUGGUCUUAGUAUUUUGUGUUUUCUUUCUUUAUUUGGUCAGGCCAGGGUGUGACAUGGGUUAUUGUGGUGUGUUUUUUGUCUUGGGGUUUUGUGGGGUGUCUAUGUAGUCUAUG
Messenger RNA from Oncorhynchus gorbuscha (pink salmon), 6600 nucleotides. Its product is annotated as glutamate receptor ionotropic, NMDA 1. The coding region runs from base 436 to 3297 and encodes 953 amino acids. Gene Ontology annotation, cellular component: NMDA selective glutamate receptor complex; synapse; plasma membrane. The record is from RefSeq and is a predicted model, not a curated record. Gene Ontology annotation, molecular function: NMDA glutamate receptor activity. Lineage: Eukaryota; Metazoa; Chordata; Actinopteri; Salmoniformes; Salmonidae. The transcript has 22 exons. Gene Ontology annotation, biological process: monoatomic ion transport; chemical synaptic transmission; ionotropic glutamate receptor signaling pathway.